Molecule: messenger RNA, 840 nt
Organism: Mauremys mutica (yellowpond turtle)
Lineage: Eukaryota; Metazoa; Chordata; Testudines; Geoemydidae
Gene: ALKAL1
Product: ALK and LTK ligand 1
Exons: 6
Coding region: 162-707 (181 amino acids)
Biological process (GO): positive regulation of ERK1 and ERK2 cascade; positive regulation of ERK5 cascade
Molecular function (GO): receptor signaling protein tyrosine kinase activator activity; receptor tyrosine kinase binding
Source: RefSeq, a predicted model, not a curated record
CAACAAAGGAGGAGCGAUACCUGGGUGUGCGGGGUGAUCAGAAGGUCUAUGAGCCAUCAGUGUGAGGUGGCUAUGAAAAAGGCAAAUGCAAUCCUGGGAUUUAUCAGGCAAGGUAUUUCCGGAGAAGUAUUACCAUCGUACAAGCCAUUGGAGCCAGAGAGAUGCGAGGGGCAAAGAGAUGUCACGCUCUGCCUGCCAUCUUCUUCCUGCUGCUCACUUCAGCCCCUGCGCCGCCGGGGGUCGAGGGCAGCAGCAGGGACCCGGAGGCGCCAGGAGGGGACAGGAGGACUCUGCUCGAUCUCCUCUUGCAAGCUAUCGGGGACAGCCAGAGCCACCAGCCCCACCACCCCCCGAGGGGGGACAGGGUGAUCGCCAGGCGCUACAGCGGCAGCGCCCUUUACUCCGCAGCUGUGGACCAAGAGCCCCGGGUGACUUCCUCCGCCUCCGCCUCCAGGGAGCGAGCAGCGGGACAGGUGCCCCGGAUCUUCACCAGCUCCAGGCACGUAGAAAUAUUUCCAAGAGAUUCCAAUUUAAAAGACAAGUUCAUAAAACACUUUACAGGGCCAGUCUCAUUCUCAGCUGAGUGUAGCAAGCAUUUCCAUCGACUCUAUCACAACACAAGGGACUGUUCGACACCAGCAUAUUACAAAAGGUGUGCAAGAUUACUAACAAGGUUGGCAAUGAGCCCUUUGUGUACACAACCCUAGAAAAUUUGCUGUUCCUUUCUACUACAAGAGAACUCUGAUUUGCCGAGAAAGUGCCUUGAAAUCUUCCCCAAGAUAAUAUAAAAGACAACUUGUAUCUUUUUGAUUUAACAAGCAUUGUUUUGUUACUAGAUGC